AUGGCUAUUUUUCAGCUAUCAAGUAAUACUGCAUUAUUGCUGCUUGUUGUAACUGCAGUUACAACACACGCCAACUCUCCGCCGAGCUUUGUGGCAAUACCCGGCACAAACCCGACUAAAUAUUAUAAUAUGGACAGGGAUCGGUACAGCGAAGAUACGCCUGUCGGACCUGUUAUUUAUACAUUGAUUGCCAGUGAUCCAGACAAUGAUGCCAUAGUAUUUGGUAUUCAGACUGGCAGUGACUACUUUGGGGUGGCAAGUCAAAACAAUACACACGCUAGAAUCAAUCUCGUUAAACCGUUAGACUAUGAGACUGCAACACAACACCAAAUAAUAUGGACUCUGAAUGACGGCAAUAACAUCCCGGUUGAAACGGAUAUUACAAUUUAUGUUGUGGACGUCAAUGACAAUGCUCCGUUGUUUAUCGGAGCACCGUAUACAGUUGCAGUGACGGAAAAUGAACAUGCUGGGACAACAGUGUUGUCAUUUAACGUCACAGAUAUCGACAGUGGAGCUAACGGUCGUAUAACAUUGUCCAUGACUGAGAAAAAUAGCACUGGCGAUGUGUUUUCUUUGUCACAACAUGUGUCAUCUGAUGGAAGAACUAUUUUAGCCGAUAUUAUUAUGCUGAUGAAGCUGAAUUUUGAAGCUAGAGUCUUGUACGAGCUGUUGAUAGUUGUCAAGGAUGAUGGCAAAGACACGCAACUGACUAGUACUACCACGGCGACUAUAAAUGUAGUCGAUGUACAGGAUGAGCCGCCAUAUUGGAUUGGAGAACCUUACAUUGCGUUGGUAUAUGACACAACUCCAGUUAAUACAUCAAUAAUAACUGUAUUUGCAACAGACGGUGACGAAUCACAAAAAAGACCCGUGGAAUAUGAAUUCGUGGACGAUUCCUCAAGCAACAGUUCAGUCAAUGAUUUUUCUAUCAAUACAUUAACUGGUGAAAUAUUCCUGGUACGUCAAUUGAGCAAUAACAGUCUAGGAGAACGUCGCCUCAAAAUAAUGGCAAAUGAAAUUGAUGAAUCUCAAGAUUCAAAUGAUACAUCUUCGACAACCUACGUUGAAAUAACAAUUUUGCCCGGAGCACCGGAACACGAUGAAACAUCAGAUGACAUAUCUGCGUUUGUAGCUACCGCGAUAACCAUUCUUAUUGUAGGUGUUAUAGCUGUGGUUGUCAUGGCUCUAUGUGUAUAUCAUGCAAAAGAAAAUGUGUAA
Molecule: messenger RNA, 1218 nt
Organism: Saccoglossus kowalevskii
Lineage: Eukaryota; Metazoa; Hemichordata; Enteropneusta; Harrimaniidae
Product: cadherin-related family member 1-like
Biological process (GO): homophilic cell-cell adhesion
Cellular component (GO): cell-cell junction; plasma membrane
Molecular function (GO): calcium ion binding
Source: RefSeq, a predicted model, not a curated record